This is a messenger RNA of Sesamum indicum (sesame), 744 nucleotides long. Lineage: Eukaryota; Viridiplantae; Streptophyta; Magnoliopsida; Lamiales; Pedaliaceae. The record is from RefSeq and is a predicted model, not a curated record.
UACAAUUACACAACUUAGGUUACAAUAUUAGUUGAAACUAAUUUCUGAUCAAUGGAUUCCCAGAAAUCCUCAUCAGCUACACUUUUCCUUCUCACUAACCUGUUUUUUUUCGUUCUUGUAAGUGGUUGUAAGAACCCACCAAAUUCACCGGUGUCAAAACCUAGUCCGAGCACAAACCCUAAUCCAUCUCCAGCCAAGGGACAUUGCCCUAGAGAUGCCCUGAAACUCGGCGUUUGUGCCAAGUUGCUCGGUGGGAAUAUUGGGACCAUAGUCGGAAACCCUCCGAAUACUCCUUGUUGCUCUAUAUUGGGCGGGCUGUUGGAUCUUGAGGCGGCUGUCUGCCUUUGCACGGCAUUGAAAGCAAACGUUCUUGGCAUUAACAUCAACAUUCCUAUUGCACUGAGUUUGCUCAUCAAUACUUGUGGGAAGACACUGCCCAAAGAUUUCAUCUGUGCCUAACUAGGGUUUCUUGCAUUUAGGGUUUCCGGAAUUUUAAGCCAUUUUAACAUGUUUGGUGUUUUCUGCUUUUCUUUUCCUUUUCUAUGCUAAUUUUGUCUUGUAAUUGUAGUCUUAGAACACUACUCGUGGUUUUCUGAAGUCAUUGAUUAGCGCAUUGGUUUCUUUGAAUUUUUUUACUUCCUACCAAAUAUGGCGCAUGAGGAUCAAACAUUAUACUUGGUAGUUGUUAUUAUCAUUUGAUCGUGAGAGACAUAAUUCUCUAUAAAAAGGCAUUCAUGCUUAUUU